Pararge aegeria (speckled wood butterfly) is the source of this 3107-nucleotide messenger RNA. It is a transcript of the gene Hsc70Cb, whose product is annotated as 97 kDa heat shock protein. The record is from RefSeq and is a predicted model, not a curated record. Gene Ontology annotation, biological process: protein folding. Lineage: Eukaryota; Metazoa; Arthropoda; Insecta; Lepidoptera; Nymphalidae. Bases 155 to 2644 code for a protein of 829 amino acids. Gene Ontology annotation, molecular function: ATP-dependent protein folding chaperone; ATP binding. The transcript has 15 exons. Gene Ontology annotation, cellular component: cytosol; nucleus.
CUGUGCAGCAGUGUACUGCAGAACCGCCGGCGUUAAGGUGCAAUUUUUGCAAUUGACUCACAGAUUGACUGAUUGAUUGUCAGACUAGCAACGUGUUUUGUGUGAUCCAAAAAAGGCGAUAUUUUAAAGGCUUAUUCUCAUAAUUUAAACCAGUAUGGCCGCGAUGUCAGUUAUAGGUAUUGAUUUCGGCAACGAAUCUUGUUAUGUUGCGGUGGCUAAAGCAGGUGGCAUAGAGACAAUAACUAACGAUUACAGUCUACGGGGUACUCCAUCAUGUGUGGCCUUUUCCCCAAAGAAUCGAAUAUUGGGUGUAGCAGCGAAAAACCAGAUGGUUACAAACAUGAAGAAUACUGUAUUUGGUUUCAAGAGAUUGUUAGGUAGAAAAUUUUUAGAUCCUCAUGUACAGAAAGAGCUAAAACAUUUUCCAUUCAAGGUAGAACAAAGGCCUGAUGGUGGUAUUGGUAUUAGAGUAAAUUAUCUUGGCGAAGACAAUGUUUUUACUCCUGAACAGAUUACAGCAAUGCUGUUAACAAAACUGAAGGAUAGUGCUACCAUAGCAUUACAAACUCAAGUUAAUGACUGUGUGAUAUCAGUACCUAGUUAUUUCACAAAUGCAGAAAGGAAUGCUCUUCUUGAUGCUGCAGCUAUUGCUGGACUCAAUGUGCUGCGUCUAAUGAAUGAGACUACUGCAACUGCCUUGGCUUAUGGUAUUUAUAAGCAAGAUUUACCAGCUCCUGAAGAAAAGCCGAGAAAUGUUGUAUUUGUAGAUUUUGGUCAUAGCUCCCUUCAGGUGGCUGCUUGUGCAUUUAAUAAGGGAAAACUUAAGGUACUGGCUACAUCAAGCGAUCCAUUCUGUGGUGGCAGGGACAUAGAUAUGGCUCUUGCUGAAUAUUUCUGUCAAGAUUUUAUGACUAGACUCAAACUGGAUGCAAGGAAAAAUCAAAGGGCUUUCCUUCGUUUAUUACAAGAAGUUGAGAAACUGAAGAAGCAAAUGUCUGCAAACAGCACCCGCCUUCCAUUGAACAUUGAAUGCUUCAUGGAAGAACGAGAUGUGUCUGGAGAAAUGCAGCGAACACAGAUGGAGCAACUUAGUGCUGAAACUUUCAUUAAAAUCGAAAGAGCUUUGAAAGGCAUACUACAUAAUGCAAAACUAAGACCUGAAGAAAUCAGUUCAGUAGAGAUUGUGGGUGGCUCCACUCGAAUUCCUGCUGUUAAAGGCUUAAUUGAAAAUGUUUUUGGCAAGCAAGCAUCUACUACAUUGAACCAGGACGAGGCCGUGUCCCGCGGAUGCGCACUGCAAUGUGCGAUGCUGAGCCCAGCGGUGCGCGUGCGCGAGUUUAACGUGACAGACGUACAGCCCUACGCCGUGCGCCUCGCUUGGGAUGCCGCUCGCGGUGAAGAUGGCGACAUGGAAGUAUUUUCGCCAUUCCAUGCCGCACCAUUCUCCAAAAUGCUUACAUUCUACAGAAAGGAACCAUUUUCAGUUAGAGCUUACUACACUGAUCAAGUACCCUACACAGAUAACUUUAUUGGGCAGUGGCAUAUUAGAGAAGUUCAACCGACUGCCGAAGGAGAGUCACAAAAGGUUAAGCUCAAAGUACGUGUGAACAUUCACGGCAUCAUCACAGUCGCUUCCGCGUCUCUCGUUGAAAAGAAACAACAAGAUCCGUCACAAAACGAAAGUGUAGAGAUGGAAAAUUCCAAUGAGGCGCAGGGCAAUCAGGAGGCUCCGAUGGAGACCAAUGGAGGCCAAGACCAACAGCAGCAAAACGGGCCCGAGAACCAAGAGGUGAGAGAAGAUGACAUGAAGGAGCCUCAACAAAAACAGUCUUGGACACAGAGAGUAGGACAGUGGUUCAGCGGGGAUAAAUCAAAAGACAAAUCCAAGAAAGUCCUUGUGAAGACAAUUGAACUGCCUAUCGAGGCUCAAACCCAUGGACUUCCUCAACAUGACUUGAACUCCUAUUUGGAACAAGAGGGAAAAAUGCAAGCCCAAGAUCGUCAAGAAAAGGAGCGUGCUGAUGCUAGAAACGCUUUGGAGGAAUAUGUUUAUGAGCUUCGUGGCAAGUUGUCUGAAGGAGAGGUAUUACAUGACUUUGUUCCUGAAGACCAACGCAACCGGCUUGUCAGCCAACUGGAUUCGCUGGAGCAAUGGCUGUACGAUGAAGGCGAAGACCAAAACAGACAAGUCUAUAGCGAGAAACUUUCGGAGCUGCGAACAGAGGGUGAACCUAUCAAGCAGCGACGUCUUGAAUUUGAACUGCGCCCUGGUGCAUUAGAUGACUUUGCUCUCGCUAUUCAGUUAACAAACAAAGCUGUGGAUUUGUUUAGAUCAGGCCAUGCAAAAUACGCGCACCUGUCGGAAGCUGACAUCGGGAAGGUAGGGGAGGCUUGCAAGAAUGCGCUGUCUUGGCUGGAGGGCGCGCGGCAGGCGUUGGCGCAGGCGCCACGCCACCAGCCGCCGCCACACACCACCCACCAGAUCCGCCAGGAGAGACAGAACUUCGAGAGCACCGUGAACCCAAUCCUAAACAAGCCCAAGCCUAAGGAGAAGACUCCUCCGCCCGCUAACCCCACCGCGGGUGAUGGUCAGCCGACCACCGACGGCGCCGCCCCGCGCGAUGACCACAUGGACGUGGAAUGAUCGCGUCCCCUAAACACGCACGGACGGCCGAGUAACAACCGACAAACACUCGCACACAGUAUACGCAAACCAUAGCCACUCACAUACACGCUCCCAUUGCAGCUUAUGCCGAUCGCACAUGUAGUACAACAAACUUGUCUCGUUAAUUACAUUGACAAAUUAAUUACAACCAAUGAUCAGCUGUUCAAAGUGAAAUGUAAAAGUUAGUAGAACGAAAAUUUUUCCGCUUCUUUUUACUAACUGACCCAUGCAACAUGUUUAUUAUCGGUUUUAAUAUCUUAUAAAAUCUAGAUUCUAAUUGCAGCGCCACCUACCGGGUCCAAUUUUAUUUCCAAACAACAUGGUCUAGGUCACAAAAUUGUAGAGAAAAUAUUUCUCAAUAAUUUUGUGUAUAAUAUAUAAAAAAAUUACCAAAAAGUUUUCGUUCUACCAAGGGAUGACCUGUGAUUUUCGGAAUGAAAUG